GCGGUUUCUUUUUUUCCUGCGACAAAGCGGUACGACGCAAUAUCGACUCGAGGGAGCCCACUACCAGACGCAAGCCAACACCAGACAGAAUGGUGCGCAACAAACCGCGACCGCGCCGAAAUGAUGGGCGCGCGCCCAGAAACGAGCCCGGAAACGGCCGCGAGCGCGAGCGGCCGUAUCGUCGUCCGUCGCCGCCGCGAAACUAUCCCCAAGAGGCCGACACCUGGCGCCCAGGCGAUCGCGGCCAGGAUCGCGGCCAGGAUCGCGGUCAUGACCGCCCGUUCUACGAUGACUACCGACCCUCCAACGACUCGUAUCGUCCGCAGGCGCCCCGCGGAGACUUCACUUUCCGCGUCGACAAGCCCGCUGGCAUCUCUGACUACCCUUCCAACGACUACCGCGGCCAGGACAGUAGACGAGGCCCGCGCAGAGACGCUCGCGGCGGUCGGAGGCCGGGAAAGCCUCGAUGGCAGCCACCGCCGCACCCGUCGGAGCGAGCGCUGAUUUCCGGCGCCACAGCAAACAUGCCCGAGGAGCGCGUUGGCGACAUUGAUGCCAGUGCCAAGUUCCGUGCCAUCGACGAGCUUUCGGACGACGACGAGCUCGAGAUGGAAAUAUCAUCUUCAUCCGAAAAGUCAGAGACCGAGGGACCUUCCAGGAAACGUGCACGAACCGCUGCCGACUCUGCUUCUGCAGAUGCUACCCCCAAGUGGUCGAACCCAGAUCCGUACACAGCGCUGCCGUGUCCCGACGAGAGCCAGCGCAAAAAAAAGGAUGUGGUCAAACUUAUCCGGAAGGCGCGACUCGAGGCUGAAUCAAAGCCAACCGCCACAACCGAGGCCGAAGAUUUUAUCUCCUUUGACCUCAGUGACGACGAAGAAGACAGCCCCGACGAAGCUCCUCCUCCGCCACCCACAGAACCGCCACCACUGCCACCUCUACCACCUCUGCCAUCUCUACCGCCGCCUCCGCCGCUUCCCACAGCACCUUCUGGACCUCGAGCGUUGGCCGCAUCACAACCUGCGCCAAAGGACCUGCCUCUACCUCCACCAGACCGGAACGGCCCCUUGGGCUCUCGCAAGCGCACCGCCAACGACGAGAUCAAACCUCCUGACUACGGACAACUGAAAAAGGUCAGCAUGAAGCCUGCCAAGGGCCUUCUGGUCCCCAGCUGGCAGCCAAAGGCCAACGAGGAGCCAUGCCCUUGGGCAACAGUGGAUCACUCUGCCACCAGUGAUAUGGCUUUCCGCCUACACAAAGAGAUCGUCGACUUUUACGAGUACGUACGACCACGUGAUUUCGAGCAGGCCAUUCGUGACAACCUGGUGGACAAUCUCAGAAAAGCAAUGAGACGCGAUGGUAGGAACUUUGCCAGUGCCCAGGUCAAACCGUUUGGCUCCUUCAUGUCCGGCCUGUACCUCCCUACUGCCGACAUGGACUUGGUCGUCUGCUCCGCGAGCUUUAUGAAAGGCGGACCCCCGACGUACCUUGGCGCAAAGAGCUGGCUGUACAAGUUCCAGAAAUUCCUCGUCGCACAACGUGUCGCCGAUUCGGAUUCCAUCGAGGUUAUCGCCCACGCUAGAAUUCCCUUGGUCAAGUUCGUUGACAAGCUUACCGGCUUGAAAGUCGACAUCUCUUUCGAGAACUUGGGAGGAGUUGGCGCCAUCGACACGUUUUUGGACUGGAAGCAUCAGUACCCGGCCAUGCCGAUUCUGGUGACGGUCAUCAAGCAUUUUCUUCUCAUGCGAGGUCUCAACGAGCCCGUCAAUGGCGGAAUCGGUGGCUUUUCUGUUAUCUGCUUGGUGGUGAGCAUGCUUCAGCUUAUGCCACAAGUCCAAAGUCGCAGCCUAAUCCCGGAGCACAAUCUUGGCGAAAUGCUUCUGGAGUUUUUUGAGUUGUAUGGCCGUCAGUUCCGCCACGAGACCAACGCCAUCUCCCUUACAAGACCUAUCGGGUAUAUUCGAAAGAAUGAUGUCGCAACUUUCACCUACAAGAACACCGACCGACUCUCCAUCAUUGACCCCAACAAUGCUGCCAACGACAUCUCAGGCGGCUCAUCAAAUACCACUGCCAUCUUGGCCCGUUUCCACGACGCCUACAACGUCCUCCGGGAUAGGAUGACUGAAGUCAGGCGAGACCCCAACAAGGGAGGGAUUCUUGAUGUGAUUCUCAAGGGCGACUACUCGUCAUUCCGCCGACAACGAGAAUACAUCAUGCAUGUCCACGAAAAGUUCAUCGGACCCUGUUCUGACUGAUGAGCCUGGUUGCGGACCCAAAACCAGAGGCCGAACACCAGAUGCUGUUGCUUAUGAUACCAUUUUGUUGGUGAUUGAUGAAGAACGUUUUGAUAUUUUAUAAGGGGAGACGCGGCCACCAGAGGGGAGAUAUCCAGGCGCGACGGUUUUCUUCUUUUGUUCGGAUUAGCAUGUGUAUAGUAACGCCGUG
Messenger RNA from Ilyonectria robusta, 2445 nucleotides. RefSeq lists its product as uncharacterized. Gene Ontology annotation, biological process: RNA 3'-end processing. Gene Ontology annotation, molecular function: mRNA binding; poly(A) RNA polymerase activity. Gene Ontology annotation, cellular component: nucleolus; TRAMP complex. The record is from RefSeq and is a predicted model, not a curated record. The transcript has 3 exons. Lineage: Eukaryota; Fungi; Ascomycota; Sordariomycetes; Hypocreales; Nectriaceae. Bases 90 to 2255 code for a protein of 721 amino acids.